CAAUCACGUCCGAGAAGGGCAGCUUUUGAAAACGUUGGCGGCCGGGGAAGUUCAAAAUAUUAACAUUGGGCUUUCUCUACUGAAAACCUUAUACUACAACUCUUCACUACGAUGCAGAAUAAGGAGAAUUAUGAGCCCAGGGGUUUCCAGCGACCGUUUGCGACCCCAAGCAUGAUGGCAGGCCCACAGCGUGUUCAGGUGAAGCCACGAACAGAGAUGGACAAAAAUGCAGUCACAGGCCCUGGGAGGGAGUGUCUUGGUGCAUCCUCCAGUACAGCCUCAAAGAAAGUCUCCAUCGAUGACUUUGACAUCGGUCGGCCACUUGGGAAGGGCAAAUUCGGUAAUGUCUACCUUGCUAGGGUGAAGAAGCUGCAGUCGAUUGUGGCGCUGAAGGUGUUGUUCAAGUCCCAGAUGGAGAAGGAGGGUGUAGAGCAUCAACUCAGGAGGGAGAUUGAGAUUCAGGCACAUCUCAAACACCCCAACAUUUUGCGCUUCUACAAUUAUUUCCAUGACCGAAAGAGGGUCUUCUUGGUGCUCGAGUACGCCCCGCGCGGUGAAAUGUACAAGGAGCUGCAGAGAUGUGGAAGAUUUGACGACCAGCGUACUGCCACAUACAUGGAGGAGAUAUCUGAUGCACUGAUGUAUUGCCAUGAGAAGAAAGUGAUUCAUCGGGACAUCAAGCCAGAGAAUCUGCUUCUCGGCUAUCGUGGAGAGCUGAAAAUUGCAGAUUUUGGUUGGUCCGUCCAUGCGCCAUCUCUCAGACGUCGUACAAUGUGCGGGACGCUGGACUACCUCCCUCCAGAGAUGAUUGAGGGCCACACCCACAGUGAGAAGGUGGACCUGUGGUGCAUCGGGGUCCUCUGCUACGAGUGCUUGGUCGGAAACCCACCGUUUGAAACUGCCAGCCAUUCAGAGACAUACAAAAGAAUUAUGAAGGUGGAUUUGAAGUUCCCCAAGAACAUCUCAGAUGGUGCACGGGACCUGAUCACCAAGCUGCUACGCCACAGCCCCAUCGAUCGUCUUUCACUACAGAGUGUCAUUGAUCACCCAUGGGUGCGCACCAACUCCCGCCGAGUCCUACCACCCAUCUGCCCCGCCAAGAAAUCCUGAGCUCCUGCCUGCUUACCUCCCACUGAGGGGUGUUUUAUCUGUCCUUCUCAAGAGACUCUGGGCCAGCAUGUUUUGGUUUCACUGCCAUGGGCUUCAAGCUGCCAUUAUUCUGGCACAUUUUAUGAUGGGUAUGAAUGCGUACCUACUUUUUUAUAUUGUACAGUGUGAUGUCUUUAUCUAUGUCUAGUAUGUUGCCUAGAGGUGUUUUGUGUUUUUAUUCCCAUUUCUUCUCUGACACUUUUUUUAAAUGGACACAGCUCUAUUUUGAAUUUCUUUAUCCAACGGUGUUGACACCAAAGUACUACUGUUAGACUGAUUAAAGCUGACUGUGUUCUCCAAUAGUUUAAGAUGAGGUGUUUGAGGGUUGGGGGUGGAAAGCAUGUUUUAUUUUCCC
Messenger RNA from Anoplopoma fimbria (sablefish), 1504 nucleotides. RefSeq names its product aurora kinase B (gene aurkb). The transcript has 9 exons. The record is from RefSeq and is a predicted model, not a curated record. Gene Ontology annotation, biological process: mitotic spindle organization; protein phosphorylation; regulation of cytokinesis. Gene Ontology annotation, cellular component: chromosome passenger complex; spindle microtubule; spindle pole centrosome. Bases 112 to 1110 code for a protein of 332 amino acids. NCBI's taxonomy places the organism in Eukaryota, Metazoa, Chordata, Actinopteri, Perciformes, Anoplopomatidae. Gene Ontology annotation, molecular function: protein kinase activity; ATP binding.